This is a messenger RNA of Pocillopora meandrina, 837 nucleotides long. The record is from the annotation of a GenBank genome assembly. NCBI's taxonomy places the organism in Eukaryota, Metazoa, Cnidaria, Anthozoa, Scleractinia, Pocilloporidae.
AUGAUUAUAAUCAUCAUCAACACCAUUACUUGUCCCUUCACAGUUGUGCUAAACGUGCUGGUGAUAAAGGCUGUAAAAACGACACCUCGACUCCGUACCAACAGCAACAUCUUGCUGUCCUGUUUAGCGGUGAGCGAUGUAUUAACUGGUCUCUUUUGCCAGCCAUUCUUUAUCCUGUGGCAGAUUUUCCUACAAUUUGGUCUCAGUAACGGUGAGAUACUUCAGAACUGCUAUCAGGUGUCUGUGGUUGUAUUCCAAACAGCUUCAUACCUCCAUCUGAUAUUGGUUACUUUCGAGAGACUCAUGGCGAUCAAAUUUACUAUGAAAUACUCAAAUAUUAUAACUGAUGAUAAUAUGAGGAGAGCAGUUUUGGUAGUUUGGAUCAUUGCGUUCAUUAAUGGGGUUUUAAGAGGGAUGGAAAUGGUCAAAGCAGCAGGUUCUUUGGCAGGUCUUCUUACUCUGUCCUGUAUCCUUUUCCUUGCUUUUAGUUACUGCAUCAUGUAUCGAGAAACACGUCGCCAGCAAGAGAAGAUAAAAAAUCAACAACUGCCCCAAGAAGAAAAGGAAAGAUUUACCAAAGAGAACAAGGCGCUUAAAACAACUGUGUUUGUGGUUGGUGCUGUUGUUAUUUGCCUUCUUCCACUUUGUUUCUGUCUUAUUGCUUUAGCUACAGGCCUUUACAAAGCAAAUAUUUGGCCGAUCAACAAACUAUUGGUGGUAACAUGUGCCAUGUUAAACUCGCUUUUAAAUCCACUGAUUUACUGCUGGAGACAAAAGGAAAUGAGAAAGGUCAUGUUUGGAAUAAGAAACCAGGUCGUGCAUCCAGAGAUACAGUGA